This is a messenger RNA of Drosophila albomicans, 468 nucleotides long. Its product is annotated as cysteine-rich PDZ-binding protein. Gene Ontology annotation, molecular function: microtubule binding; PDZ domain binding. Gene Ontology annotation, cellular component: dendrite. Gene Ontology annotation, biological process: cytoplasmic microtubule organization. The transcript is spliced from 2 exons. The record is from RefSeq and is a predicted model, not a curated record. The coding region runs from base 100 to 393 and encodes 97 amino acids. NCBI's taxonomy places the organism in Eukaryota, Metazoa, Arthropoda, Insecta, Diptera, Drosophilidae.
CGCAGUUCGCAUUGCCAAGCGAUAACAGUCAGCUGCAAAUGUAAAUAAAUUGCAGAAACAAAACAAAGCCAAAUAAAAAUAUUUGAUAUAUCUUACAAAAUGGUUUGUGAAAAGUGCGAGUCCAAGUUGUCGAAGGUAUCGGCACCAAAUCCAUGGCGGACAAGCAAUGCCGCUGCCGGCGGACGCAAAAUCAACGAGAACAAGGCAUUGUCAUCUUCCAAACAGCGUUUUAACCCCAUAGGCAACACUUUGGCUCCUUGUCGCAUUUGCCGGCAGAAGGUGCAUCAAAUGGGCGCACACUAUUGUCAAGCCUGCUCCUACAAAAAAGCAAUUUGUGCCAUGUGCGGCAAAAAGAUAUUGAACACGAAGAACUACAAACAAAGCUCCACAUAAAGAAACUAGACUAUAAUUGGUUCAACACUUUAGGCUUAAAUUAGUUAUAUAAUUUAAAUAUCGAUUCUCACUACA